Molecule: messenger RNA, 669 nt
Organism: Mycena indigotica
Lineage: Eukaryota; Fungi; Basidiomycota; Agaricomycetes; Agaricales; Mycenaceae
Exons: 3
Coding region: 1-669 (222 amino acids)
Cellular component (GO): nucleolus
Molecular function (GO): RNA binding
Source: RefSeq, a predicted model, not a curated record
AUGGCAGUAAUUACAUCUCACGCUUCCGCCUCGAUGAGCAAUCUCACCAACCUUACCCGUUCCCAUACCGCCAUCGCAGCCAAGAAACGGGCCAAAAAAUCACAAAUAAAUGAAAUUAUAUUCGACGAGGAUGCACGCCGGGAGUUUCUAACAGGCUUUCACAAGCGGAAAGUCGCUAAAGCGGAUGCGGCCCGGAAAAAAGCUGCAGAGCGAGAACGACAGGAGCGAUUAGAAACCAGGAGAGAGCAACGUCGGGAACUGCGAGAGAGAGCGCUUGAGAAUGCGGCUCAAGUGGAAAAGGCAUAUGGCGCGGCAGACGACAGUGAAGACGAUGAAUGGGAGGGUAUCUCCAAAAAGAUAGAGGAAGAAUACGAGGACCAACAAAUGUUCGCAACGGUUGUUGUUGAAGAUUUCGAUCCGGACACCUUCGUUCAUGGCUCGACUGAGCCACGAUCCUCUUCUACAAAUCAACCAAAUUCGAUACGUCAGCCAAAGGCACCGGCACCCGAAGGCAAGCAACCACCGUCAAAACAAAAGCUGAAGCCGAAAAAGUUUCGGUAUGAGACUAAAGCGGAACGAUCAAAGCAACGAGACAAGCAACGAGCGCGAAGAACAGAGAAGGCUGAGCUCGCUGGAGGAAAGGCUGCGCGUAAAAGGAGAAGGCAGUAA